AUGAGAAGGUAUGAUGGAUAAAAUGAGAGAUAAAAGGAAAUAAAAUUAAGUGACAAUUAAAAAUUUUUAAGUUUUUCUUUGGAAGCUCCUUCAAAGUAGUUAAAAUUUAUGCCUAAUACUUAUCCAGGAUUGCCAUCCUAUUAUCAAACACCUUAUGAGGAUUAUUUAAGAUGUUAUAAAUAAAAAGAUGAAACAAUCGAAAUUUAAGACUUAAUUAAUUAAAACGAAGAAAAGCAUGAUAUGAAUACUUUUCUAUAGAGCUUUAGAUUAAAGAAUGGACCAAAAAAGGGAAUGGGAGUAGGAAUCAGCAGAUAAAUGUUUUCUGGAUUAUCAAUAAUAAAACCUGGAAAUCUCUCAAGCAAUUAAGAUUUGAUUAAUGGAACGUUGAGAAGUAUGAACGGAGGAGAGUUAAGUAGCAUUGCUCAUGAUGGACCAUAGAAUCAAAGUUUGAUAAGAGUGGAGGAGAAUAUUUUGAAUAUUUUCAACAUGAAAGAAGAAGUUGAUAAAAUUUAUAAAAAACUCAUUAAUUGA
This is a messenger RNA of Paramecium tetraurelia, 531 nucleotides long. RefSeq lists its product as uncharacterized. The record is from RefSeq and is a predicted model, not a curated record. NCBI's taxonomy places the organism in Eukaryota, Ciliophora, Oligohymenophorea, Peniculida, Parameciidae. The transcript is spliced from 2 exons.